Molecule: messenger RNA, 1855 nt
Organism: Geodia barretti
Lineage: Eukaryota; Metazoa; Porifera; Demospongiae; Tetractinellida; Geodiidae
Source: the annotation of a GenBank genome assembly
CAGGUUCCCCACGUAUACGGAGAGCUCUGCGUCCACCCAGAGGGGCUUGCAGCUGCUGUUCCCUCCGCCAUUCCUGCCUUGUGGUUGUCCGGCCUCUGCUGCAGGCGGUGGAGGAGUGGGCGACUCCAUCUCUCCUCUGACCUCCUCUGAUGCGUAGAGCUCUCCCCUCGUCACGAACAGCUCACGUUGUUAGCAAGGAGACAGGAGAAAAGCGAAGCUGCAGGCAUCAUACAUGACCACGCACACGUGGGUGCGGGUGCUAGAUUUUCUGCACUUUGAACCUUGGUUGGUUGCAGAAAGGUCACAAGACACCCAAGGCUCUCCGCGUCUCACACACGGACACCGGCACACAGCAGUGGAACGGCGACUUCUCCUCUCCCUGUCUCUCGUAGCGGUCUUCUCGAAGAAUCGCCUGCCAUGGCAGGGUCCUCCCCAACCACCACGGGCAAGUCUCGCGGGGCAGCUGCCACCAAGAAAAUGGUCGUCGGAAUGAAAGAACUCUGGACGUCGGCCGUCAAAGACUUCACCGAGAACUCCCGCGAACUGAAACAGGAUUUCGUAGGGAUGAUAGAGGCAGCGAGAGAGAAGAUGCCCUCGGGGUCUCCCAAGGAACCAAAUAUGCCGUCGUCUCUCCUCGUCCACCAGGCGGUCAACUUGGACGUGGGCGGCGAACUCCUCUCGAAAUUCAAAGAGGAAUGGAGUCUCGUACACCGCAGGACAGAGGAGGCUUCGCGGGUGUCUGUCACCCUCGACGGCGACCUGCGCGAGAUGCACAGAGGGAUCCAGUACACCCACACCAUCAUCUCCGACUGCUGCAAGGAGCUGAAACAGCUCCCCGAGGUGGUGAAGGCCGUCGAGACGUCGCGAGAGAAGGUCCGGGAGUUGGGACAACUGCUGGAGAAGGUGGAGGAGAGUAUCGCCGAGUACGCCCGGGUUCGCGCCAAGCUCGAGGCCGUGAGGAAGAGAGAGUCGCUCAAGAUUCAGCAUGAGCGACAGAGAGGGAGGGCGGAGAGGGAGCUGCAGCGACUGAAGGACACUCUGGCAGAGGAGAAGAGGUUAAAGGACGGGGUGGAGAGCCAGAUCGAGACGGAGAAGGCAGCUGAGCGGCAAAAGACAUUUGGCGACAUGUUCCAACAGCAGUUGGCCGACUAUCGGAAAACGGGAUCCGUCGACCGAUCAAUCCGGGCACCUAUCGGGACUGUCCAGUUGGAGGAUGUGUUGAUUGAGGAUACGGACGGGACUGCCUCCCUCAAUGAGUUUCUCAGUGAUGUUGAUGAUGUCAUUGAGGAGUCACAUGACGUGCCGCACGACUCAGAGGAGGAAAAAGAGUUUCUCAGUGAUGUUGAUGAUGUCAUCGAGGAGUCACAUGACGUGCCGCACGACUCAGAGGAGGAAAAAGAGGAGCCGCAGGGGAAGGGGGCAGAGGAGACCAGUGGAGAGACCCAGAGUGGAACUUCUUAGUUUUGGCAUUUCACACUGUGUUCAAACAUACACUGUUAGUCGCACAAAAUCAUUCUCACCACGUCAUGCUGUUACAGCAUUUUUUUGCGUCACUCUGCACAGGUAUACAUUAAGUGUGUAAAUUUAUAAUUUAUGGAAAUUUGUGAAAUUGGCUUUUGGGCCAGUUAUGAGGACAUUUGUUGCAGACAAGAUAGCACAUGUGAUGUGAGCAACUGAAUGCAUGAGGAGUGAUUUGUGUAGUACGAUUCAUUGUCUUGCUUGUACAGUAUGGGGUGUGUUAUAUAGGCAUACAUAGUGAGCAAAGUAAUACAAAUGACCAUUGGUUACUAUGUGGUGUCUCUCUUAUCCUGAUGUUUGAGAAAGUUUUGAAACGAGGUAGAUUCAUUCUCUCCCU